UGUACAAAAGAGUAAAAUCCUCACAAGUCACAAGCCCUCACCACAACCACAACUCUUAUCCUUUCAACCCCAUCUCAGAAACACUUUACAGUUGGUUUUUCGAACACCAAACCCAAAACAUGGCAACCCUUCAAUUUACAUCCUUCACUUUUUUCAAACAGAAGCACCCCACAACUAAGCUCCCCUCUGCUUUUCAGCUCAACACAAGGCCACGCCUUGGUUCAGGUUCACGGCCACUCACUGUCACUGUGAGGUCUUCUUAUAAAGUGGUGAUUGAACAUGAGGGCCAAACUACACAGCUUGAAGUUGAACCUGACGAGACCAUACUAUCAAAGGCAUUGGAUUCUGGCUUGUCUGUGCCACAUGACUGCAAGCUUGGAGUUUGCAUGACUUGCCCUGCUAAGCUUAUCAGUGGCUCUGUUGAUCAGAGUGAUGGAAUGCUCAGUGAUGAUGUUGUGGAGCGUGGAUAUGCACUAUUGUGUGCUUCUUACCCUCGAUCUGAUUGUCAUUUUAGGACUAUACCAGAGGAUGAGUUACUCUCAAUGCAGUUAGCCACAGCCAAUGACUAAUCUAGUUUUCAGUUUUGAAUGUAAUUGGCCCCUUUCAGUAGAAUUGAGUCUUUUGAUUGUUUCUUAUUUCUUAUAAUUGAUAAUUGAUACUGUCGCUCUGCUUUGCCAAGUUACUUCAAUUAUAUGGAUUUUUAUUGAUGCAUGAUGAAA
Molecule: messenger RNA, 719 nt
Organism: Cicer arietinum (chickpea)
Lineage: Eukaryota; Viridiplantae; Streptophyta; Magnoliopsida; Fabales; Fabaceae
Product: ferredoxin C 1, chloroplastic
Cellular component (GO): chloroplast
Molecular function (GO): iron-sulfur cluster binding
Source: RefSeq, a predicted model, not a curated record